AGUUUGCUUCGUGUUUUCAAUAAAAUUAUUAUUAUUAGCGAUUUACACGAUGGAAACCAGGAAGCGUUUAUAUAAAACUACCAAUUUAGGUCUUACAAUGACUGAGAGAUUAAAAAAAGAUAAAGGCAGGCAAAAUGAACAGCGAAAUAAUCGAUUUGCUGCAAACAGAAAAAUUGAUGUCGACGAGGAUAAUUCUAUAACUACACCCGUUAAACCAGCACCAAUUAAGUUAUCACAAAUAAAAGAUAAGCCAGAGAAGUUGAAGGCAUACAUUGAACAGAAAAGAACUACUAAAUUAAGGGAAAAGGUGGAACAACGAAGCCCAUUCAUACCAUAUGUCCCCAGUGGACGAUGGAUUGAACGAAAAGAACCGCUGAAAAAGCCAAAAGCAUUCACUAUAUCAACUCCAAUCAAAAAUGCUUUGAUGAGUGACGGCAAAAUCUUUAAGAAAUCAACGAUCAAACAAAUAGCUACGACAGCACGAAAGGAGAAUGUUACAGCAUUUAAGAAAUCAAAGAAGGAAGAACCAGCUAAAUCUCGAAAGAAAAUCCUUACUGAGUUUAACAAUGCUCCACAAUUUGAGGAAAAAUUAACUGUUCAGCCACAACUAAACCUUGAUGAUACUUUUGAGAUCAUUCCUGAUCAACAAGACAAUUUAUUAAAUGAUGAUUCUGUAAUUGAAGUCAUAUCGCCUCAAAUAUUACCUUUGACAUUUUCUGAAAAUGUACAUCAUGAUGAAAAAUCUGAAGAUAUUAAAAGUGACGAGAAGGAUAUCGCAAUAACCGUAACUCCAGUUAAGAAGUUAUCUCCGAUUGUUGAGAAAAAGAUUGAAUUGCCAGAAAUAGUCAAUAAGGAUUUAAAUCGAAUAAACGAGAUGAAAAAGGAAGUUAAAAAGCAAACAGCCAAAAUUGUCGUUCCUGUUAAACGACCAAUUCGUGAAAAGAAACCUGCUAAAAGUGUGGAAUCAAAGCAAGUCAAUAAAAAUAAAAAAGUCCCUAAAAGCAAGUCCGUACAGGAACAAAUUACAGUCUCGCCUGUUCAAGAAGAAGUCAUCGUAAAUCCAGUUCCUAAAAAAGUUCAAUCAAGCACUUACAAGUUCUACAAAUCAUCUCUCGAUAAUCAAGUAGCUUACAUUUCUAUUCAGCUAAAGGCUUUUACUAACAAUUUGGACAGCUUCAUUAAUAAAUUGUCUGACGAUAUGCAAAGUAAUAUCCAUCAAACAAUUCAACAAGGACACUUAUUGAUUAAUGAAAAAAUGACAGGAUUCGGCGAUCUCCUUGAAAAAUUUGAGAAUGCUCCUGAGCCUAAAACUAUCACAGAUGACGAUAUUGAAAAUUAUUGGAUGAUGCUGUUUGAUCAGGUUGAGGCAUUUAAAAAUAAUUUGCAAUUGCUUAAAGAAGCUAAAUUAAUUGCUACUAAAGAUGAGAACAAAAGAAGAACCAGAAAGACUAUCCUUGAUACACCAACACGACGAUCACGUAGAAUUGCAGAAACAGGAGACACUCCAAGGCACAAUGCAGCCAGCUGCUUCGGAUGUACUCCAAUAUCAGCGUCAAAAGUCAACACACCCAAAUCAGCAAAGACUAGACGUACAGCAUUCAAAAAGAGCAUAGCGUUUGAUGAGUUAUCCAAAAAGUAAGUGAAGCAUUUUGUUUAUUUAUAGUGAAAAUUUUGCGAAACUUUAUAUUAGGCAUUAAGCUUUAGUUCAUUUUUGUGGGUCUCAUUACAAUACUAUUUUUUUACAUUCAUAUUUUAUAAGUUAAGCUAUUUUUUAUGUUCGCUAGUUUGAAAUAAAGAAACUCUGAAUAUCACUGCUGGAAAUAAGAUAGGACAAUAAUUAAAAAGUUCCAAC
Messenger RNA from Chironomus riparius, 1852 nucleotides. Lineage: Eukaryota; Metazoa; Arthropoda; Insecta; Diptera; Chironomidae. The record is from the annotation of a GenBank genome assembly.